AAACUUGAAAACCAAAUUAAGCCAUUUCUUGAGUGAUCUCCCAAAGCAUUUACAAAGAAGUGUACCAUAGGUCAUCUGAUUCCGAGGAUGAAUCGGCGAAGUGGGAAAAGUUCAAGAGAAGUCAAAUUGAAAUCAUCAAUAAUCGACAAAGAACCACCUCCAAAUUUGCUUCCAUCGAAGCACGAAUUUCCCAAACUCCUCCUCGUCCUCACCGUCGCAUCGUUAGUUGCUUGGUCCUCCAAUCUUCUCUUCACCUCUUUCCUUCAUCCAUCAACCAAACCCUUCUGCGACACCAAUUCCCUUCAUAAUCACUUUCCCGAUAGUUGUGAGCCCUGUCCAAGUAAUGGAGAGUGCAACGAUGGCAAAUUGGAAUGUCUUAGGGGUUACCAAAAGCAUGGCAACUUGUGUGUAGAAGAUGGAGAUAUCAAUGAUUCAGCUCGAAAAAUUGCGGAUACAGUGGAGCGUCACCUCUGUGGAGAAUAUGCUCAAUUUUUAUGUUCUGGAACUGGAUCAAUUUGGGUUCAUGAUGAUGAUUUGUGGAAUUAUAUUGAGCCAGUGGAAAAUGUCAAAGAGGGCAAUGCACUUUAUAAUUAUACAAAACAAAAGGCCUUUGAUAUGAUGGAUAAAUUAUUGGAGAUGAGGUUAACCACUCAUGGGAUGAAGGAAUUCAAGUGUCCGGAUUCGCUAGUGGAGCAGUACAAGCCAUAUGCCUGCCGCCUUCGUCAGUGGAUCACACAGCAUAUUCUAGUUGUUUUGCCCAUAUGUGCCAUGCUUGUAGGAUGCAUGAUUUUGUUCUGGAAUGUCCGUCGAAAGCUACGCGUGUCGAGACGAGUUGAGGAGCUUUACAAUAAGGUCUGUGAAAUACUUGAAGAGAAUGCAUUGACAUCAAAAAGUGUAAAUGGUGAAUGUGAACCCUGGGUUGUUGCUUCUAGAUUACGGGAUCACCUGCUUUUACCAAGAGAGAGGAAGGACCCUUUAUUAUGGAAAAAGGUAGAAGAAUUGGUUCAAGAAGAUUCUCGUGUAGAUCGCUAUCCAAAGUUGGUAAAGGGUGAAUCAAAAGUGGUAUGGGAAUGGCAAGUUGAAGGCUCUCUGAGCGCCACAAAGAUGUUGACUAAAAGAGAUGCAAGCAAAACGAUGGUCAAUAGAAACACAGAACUAAAUAGUCAACAACGCCCUACAAUGAAAGCAGAGCCCAUGGAGCCACAUUUUUGAUACUGAAACUUCUUUGAAUAGUAACCCGUGUUCCGUGCAAAUUAUGAUGGCUGAAACGUAGUUUAACAUUGUAUGUCUAGAAUUUAUCAAAAAUAAAUAAAUCAUUGUAUGUGUAGAAAAGUUUGGGUGAGAAGAGAAUGUAGGAUAUCCUCCUGUUGUUUACAUUUGCAGCUGCAUGGGGCAAUCGUGUAAACCUGCAUUUGAUAAAGCGUCAAUUCACCAAAAAAAAAUGCAUAUUCGUGGGACCUGCAUGCAUAAAUUUUGUAAUGUGCUUGUAUUAUUAUCUUAGGGACCAGGGAGAAACAUAACCUCCUUGAAUUUUUUUAUGUUUCUAGGUCUGUAUGUCUUGAUUGACAGUAAACAAACUUGUUAUGCGAUGUAAUAUAAAUUUAAGAAUUUUUCUUCUGAAAUACAAACCCAAUAUAAUUGAACGUGCAAA
This is a messenger RNA of Medicago truncatula (barrel medic), 1651 nucleotides long. RefSeq lists its product as uncharacterized. Gene Ontology annotation, cellular component: nuclear inner membrane; nuclear periphery; endoplasmic reticulum. NCBI's taxonomy places the organism in Eukaryota, Viridiplantae, Streptophyta, Magnoliopsida, Fabales, Fabaceae. The record is from RefSeq and is a predicted model, not a curated record. Gene Ontology annotation, molecular function: chromatin binding. Gene Ontology annotation, biological process: nuclear membrane organization. Bases 88 to 1212 code for a protein of 374 amino acids. The transcript has 10 exons.